UCUUGAAAUUAAAUUAUUCGAAUUACAAAAAACUCAUGAAAAAACUAUUUUAGAAUUUACUCAAAUUAAAGAAAAAUAUCAAACAUGUCUUGAAGAAAUACAAGAUUUACAAAAUCAACUUAAUGAAGUAAGAUUAAUUGAUGCCGAAAUGAUGGAUGAUUUUAAAUCAAUUUCUUCAACUCCUAUAACUCCAAUGUCACCAUCUAGCGUAAUGGGAAUGGGAUCUCCUAUAACUUCAAGACAAUCUUUACCACCAUCUAUGCAUUUUCCUCGUAAACCUAGAUCUUUUUCAAUGGGAAGUGGUGAAAAACAUGAUCUUAUACAUCUUGCUACUGUACAAAGAUUACAAAUGGAACUUAGACAAUUAGAAUCUUUAAAUGAAGAUAAAAAAUCUGGAUUAGAUACUGUUAGACAAGAAUUUGCACGUUUGGAAAUGAGUCAUAGAGCAAAUUUAGAGAUUGUAGAAGAACUUCGUGAUGAGAUAAAAAGACGUGAUACUUUAGCACAAAUUGAAGUAAUGUCAAUGAUAAAAUCUGAUUCAAAAGAUCAUUCUACUUUUAUAAAUGAUUUUGAUGAACUUGAAGUUGUACAUAGACUUCGUGAAGAAGUUAAAAAUCUUAAAGAAGAACAAAGAAAAACUUUGAAUCUUGUAGCUGAACGUGAAAAAGAUUAUCAAAUUAAUGAUUAUGAGGUAAUAAAAAUUGAAUUAAAUUUACAAGAAUUUCGUGAUAAAUUACAAGAUACUCUUGAAAAGAAAAAUCAAGAUUCUAAUAAUAAUGAUAUAGAAUUCGAUAAAAGUAUUGAAAAUUUACAAAUCUGUAUAAAAGAUUUGGAAGAUCAACUUUUCAAAACUAAACAAUUAAGAUCUCAAUUAGAUAAUGAUAUUAAUUCAAUUUCUAAAGAAGUCGCUACUGAAAUGAUAACUCUUCGUAAACAAGUUGAUAAAUUACAAAUUGAAAUUGAAGCAAAGAAUCAUGCUAUAGCUGCUUUAUUACUUCCAAAUUAUAAAAAUCAAAAUAAGAUUAAAGAACUCGAAGAACAAUUAACUGAAGUAAGACAAGCACUUUGUCAUGCUUUAGAAAAGAACAAUGAUAAAUUAUCCAAAGUUUCUGGAGGAAUUUCCGAAUCUUUUGGAGAUCAUAGAAACAAUAAUUUAACAAUUUCAAUAAUACCUUUAAAAGAAACUUUUGAUGAAAAUGUAAAAUUACUCGAAGAAAAAGCUAAAGAUCUUGAAACACAAUUAAUCAAGGCCAAAGAAAUUAUUUCAACUCGUGAUUCUUUAAAUAUUAUUGAUCCUACACAAAAAUCUAUUGAAAUACUUGAAGAAAAAUUAAUCGCUUUACAAGAAGAAUUGAUUAAUAAAUCUGAUACAAUUCAAAAUUUACAAAGUGAAAAAGAUUUAGUUAUAUCAUUAAGAACACAACUUGAAACAUUAAAAUCUGAUCUUAAACAAAAAUAUGAACUUAUAGAAAUUUUAAAUCGAGAUUUUAUAGAUAAAAAUAUUUUACAACAAAAACUUCGUGAAAAAGAAGCUGAAGCAAUAACAUUAAAAUCACAACUUUCAGAAGUUCAAAUUCGUCAAGAAGAAACUCAAAAUCAAAUGAAAAAUCUUCAAAUAAAAUUGAAAAAAGUUGAAAGUAUUGGAAUUGAUGAUCAAUUAUUAAUUUCAGAAAUUGAAAAUGUUAGAAAAGAACUUCAAACCGUUAAAAAUAAUGAAAUUACUGCAUUGGAACAAAUUAAAAUUUUGAGUGAUAAAGAAACAAAACUUAAUAAAGAUUUAAAACGUUUAAGAACUAUUGAAAUUGCUCAAAGAGAAAGAAUAGAUUUAUUAGAAAAUCAAUUAUCAUCUAAAAACACGUUUGUUGAUGAUGAUAUAAUAAAAUUAAGAAAUGAAUUGAUUAUGUUAAAGGAAUCUGAAUCUUUACAUAAACGAACAAUCAUUGAUCUUGAAUCUAAAUUAGAAAAAUCAGAACUUGAAUAUUCCACUUUACGAGCUAAAAUUGAUAUUCUAAAAUCUAGAAAAUUUGGACAAAAAGAUCUUAUUCAAUCUCACGAACUUCAAUUAAAUAAGAUGUUAUCAUCAGCUGAUUCUAAUAUUGAAUUACAACAGAUCAAGAUAUUAAAUAAUGAAAUUGAGAAUUUACGAUCUCAAGAUAUUAUACAACGUAGAAAAAUUGAUACAUUAGAAAAUCGAUUACAACUUAUUAAACAAGAUUCCGAUACAGAUGGUCUAAAAAGAGAAAUCUUGGAAUUAAAAGAUUCUAAAUCUAAUCUUUUAAAUACGGUUAAAGAAUUAGAAAGUAAACUUGAAAUUUUACAAAAAGAAAGUAAAGAUUUACGAAUUUUGAGAAAUGAAAUUAAAUAUUUGAAAGAAUUUGAAUCUGAACAAAAUUCUACAAUUGAACAAUUACAAUCUCAAUUAAAUGAUACAAUAAAAUCUAAAGACACUUUAAUUUUAGAAUUAGAAACUUUGAAAAAAGAACGUGAUGCAAAAAGUGAACAAAUUAUUUCCCUAGAAAAUGAAUUAAAGACCGUUAAAGAAGAAUUAUUACGAGUAAAUGAAAAAAAUGUUACUUGCUCAAAAGAAAUUGUCGAAUUGAAAAAUUUGUUAACUGAUACGUUACAAAGACGAGAUAAAGAACUAAAACGGAUAAAAGAAUUAGAGGUGGAACUUCAAGAAGUAAAGGAUAUUGAUAUAAACGGUAACAAUAAUCUAAGAUCUCUUAAAGAAGAACUCGCGACUGCUAAAAUCGAAAUGGAUGUUCAAAAUGAUCUCAUAGCAAAUCUUAAAAUAAAGUUAUUGGAAGUUGAAAAAGAACAAUUACAAUGUUCAAUAACUAAUUUACAAACGGAAUUGGUUGAAUCCAAGAAUUCUUUUCAGAAAGAUCAAACGACCAUUGCUAACCUUGGAAAUGAAUUUGCAACUGUUGGCUCUUUACUUAGCGAAGCAAAAGUAACAGAAGAGAAACGCACUCAAAUUGCCGUUCAACUUGAAGUAAAACUAAAACAAGCUGAUUGUGACCUAAAAGCUAAAGAACAAAUGCUUUCAAUAAAAGAUGAACAUAUAAUACAAUUGGAAUCACAAAUUCAAAAGUCAAAAGUAGAUUUGGAAACUGCUAAAUUACAAGCAACUAUCGAAGCAGAAAAUGCUAAAAAUCUUCAAAGCACACUUUCUAAAUUAGAGACUAAAUUACAAACAAUUCCUUCAUUAGAUGAGAUGGCUGCUACCAAAGCUUUUGCGGACAAACAAGCUCAACUUGUAAAAGAAUUAGAAUCAAAAUUAGCUAAUAUUAAGAGUAAAAGUUCAACUGAUGCAGCCACAAGUAUUGAUUCAAUUGCUCUGAUGACUGCCGAAUUGGAAGAAAAGAAGCAUAUUGAAAUUACUCAGUCAGAUUUGAUCCAAAAGUUAGAAGUUACUCUGAAAGGAAAACAAGAAACUUUAGAUCAAUUACAAGAAACUAUCCAAAAAAUUAAUUAUGAAUUGGAACAAGUCAAAGGUUCAGAAGUUCGACAACGAGAUCUUAUUAAAGUCUUAGAAUCCAAGUUACAAACAGUAGAAUCUGGUCACAAUGCAGAAAUUUCCAAACUUCAAGAGGCUAAUGCAGAAAUAUCAACUCUUAAAGAACAAUGUAAACAGUUGCAAUAUGCUCUCGAUGAUGCAAAAAUGGUAGCCAAACAUAAUUCUAAUAAUGAUGUAAGUAAUUCAACAAUAGAGAAUAAC
This is a messenger RNA of Scutellospora calospora, 3721 nucleotides long. NCBI's taxonomy places the organism in Eukaryota, Fungi, Glomeromycota, Glomeromycetes, Diversisporales, Gigasporaceae. The record is from the annotation of a GenBank genome assembly.